Oryza sativa Japonica Group (Japanese rice) is the source of this 1028-nucleotide messenger RNA. RefSeq lists its product as uncharacterized. The record is from RefSeq and is a predicted model, not a curated record. Lineage: Eukaryota; Viridiplantae; Streptophyta; Magnoliopsida; Poales; Poaceae.
CACGCGGCCAUGUCGUUCUUCGCGCGCGCUGCCGCUUGCAACAUCUCGAAUUCUCGAUCGAUCGAUUCAUUGUUUUUCCUUCCCGCCAUGGCGGGUUCGUCUUCGUCUUCUCCAAAGCUGCUGCUGCUGCUUCUUCUUCCCGUCGUCCUCCUCGCUCCGCUGCUCGAAGCACGGCGUCUGCACGUGCUGCCGCCGCUGAUGUUGCCGAGCGACGGCGUGGUCGUCGGAGGCGCCGUCGAGGUCGAGGGCGGCAGGUCGGGUAACGCCCCGCCAUCGCCUCGUCCGCAUGGCCGGGUGACGCCGCUCGCCGACGGCGGCGGCGGCGGCGUGCUGAGGAGGCCGCCAGGACGCGGUCCGCCGCCACCUGGUCCAGGUGGCCAUGUGGGGCCGCUCUCCGGCGGCGUGUCGUCGUCGGCCGGGAGAUCGUCGACGAGGCCGCUGAUGAUCUCCGACGACGACGGCGGCGUGUCGGGGAGGCAGUGGCCUGCUCCCCCGCCGCCGCCUGACCCGAACACCCCGGUGCAGCCGCUCUCCGGCGGCGACGGGCGGCCGCGGCAGCUCGCGCCGCCGCCGCCGAUGGGAAACCCGCCGCCCAACACCCACCGUCGACGCACCGAUCGUCCUCCCCGCCGGCUGCCGGCGGACGACGACAUGGCCGGUUUGCUACUCCGCGUGAUCCGCGACGCCGUCGAAUACAUGGUCGGCGAACUCGGAGCCUGAUAUCCAUCGAGACCGAGAAGAAGAUACGAGAGAUCCGAGAAUUAUACGUAUAUUUGAUUUGUACGCAUGCUGAAGAAAGGCAAGUACUUACGUAUUAAUUAACGUAUACCAACUGUAUAGUCGUAUACUCGUAUGUAUGUAUUAUUGUAUUUGUAUUAGUAUACAGUGUACAGUUGUAAGCCUAGCUAAGAGGCUAGCUGAGUAAACGAGAUCAGACAGUUGCAUGCAUGUUGGUAGCUACUCAAGCUGUUGAAUUCGUCGGUCUGGUUGUGGUUCACACUGAAGUUUGAAAGUUUGGUUAAAAUUGA